AUGCGGGCAGGCGAUUCUUCUCGUGGCCUGAGCAGCCCAAGCUCUAUGAACGAUAUCGAUUCGGUCAACGGCUCUCCUGAUACCAAACUCACGGUAUACUCGCCCGAAGAAACCAUCACUAGAGGUCGCCUGGACACCCGUGUUAUAGACACACUCAGCGAUUCAGGGAUUCGUAGGCUCUGCUCUACAGCAUCCUCUGACCCUUUCUUUGUCUCAGCAGCAUCAACACGUGUACAGCUCUCGCCGACAGCUGCAGCUUUCACCCCGGUAGGAACGUCGGAUAGUACAAGUGUCGAGACUCAAACCCGAACAUGUCCACGGAGCUUCGCACAGAUUGACUUCCUAGCGCCACACUUGGAGUCGAAGCGUAAUGAAACGAGUCCCGGACUCAUCAAUCGCAUGGAAAGAGAGAACCUGAGUUACGGCGCUUUUGGAAGCAUCCAAUCAACCAGGAUAAAGCAGCUGUUUGGUGCAGAACCAGAUGACCUCGAUAAGGAAGGUCACAGUCGAGCCUUAGUCAUAGAAAAUGUGCCCAAUAAUUUGACAUACAUGUCACUCGCUGGAUUCUUUAACCGUCGUGAGUUUGGUUCUCUCAGGGGGCCUGUCUUGUCGGAACUCAACUCGAACGGCAAGGUAUAUGUCGCAUUUACGGAUAGUCGUGAGGUCACAAAAGCAAUCGAAAAAGUGAAUUUACUUAGACCCGAGUGGCGAGCUUUUCCCAUUACCGCUAAGGAGUAUGUACGGCAUGCCGAGCCGUUUCUACUAUCACAGGCAUCUGACUACGAAGGCCAAUUGCUUGUAACCGUGUAUUUUGACGGCCGGAACCCAGAUCUCAAUCAACACACUGUGGCUCGCUCUCUGGAGACCCUUGCUAUGACAUUCGGUGAUAUAAAGUCCUUCACAAAUGUACCUACAGGACAGGACAACAUUGGCGAGUUCCAUAUUGAAUUCUUCAACACACGCGAUGCAGAGAAUGUGACAACCACCUUAAAUGGAACCUUGGUUGAUGACUGCAUCAUCGAGAUCAAGCAGUUCAAACCAGAUGUAGAGCAGAGGGCAUGCAGGCUCAUUUCCGCCAGCCCUAAUCCCGCCAAGGAGCGGCUCGCUGGAACAGAAACUCAUUUCAACCCGAAUGCUUCUUGGGCUGCGACUCAAUCAUGUCGCACUCCUUACAUGGAGCUCAGCCCAACAGGCCGCUCUACGGUCCCUCCAGGCGAGCACACUAGUCUUAUGAGUUGGAUGUCCAGGGCCGGUGAAAGGGUGAUACCUUCCCUUCGGCGUGAUCUCAAUCGGUACCCUGAUCCACGUAUGGGAAGUCAAAACUCUGUUGAUAUUGAACGAAUUCGCCUCGGUUUGGAUGUUAGAACCACUAUAAUGCUUCGCAAUAUUCCCAAUAAGAUCGACCAGACCAUGCUCAAGGCCAUUGUCGACGAGACAAGUCAUGGAAAAUAUGAUUUCAUGUAUCUGCGCAUUGACUUCGCAAACAAUUGCAAUGUCGGCUAUGCUUUCAUAAAUUUCGAAGAUCCCAUAGAUAUUAUUGACUUUGUAAAUACAAGGGCUGGAAGGACAUGGAACUGCUUCAACAGUGAUAAGGUCGCCGAAGUCUCAUAUGCCACCAUUCAAGGCAAAGAUUGUCUAGUGCAGAAAUUUCGAAACAGCUCUGUGAUGUUGGAACAUCCCUCAUUCCGCCCAAAGAUUUUCCAUACGGGUACCGGCCCUCUGGCUGGCACCGAGGAUCGCUUCCCUGGGCCGGACAAUCCCUCAAAGAUGCGACGCAGCAUUGAGAAUGCGGAACAUGUGGGUCUUUUUGCCCCUCGAGUUGGCCAACAAUACCGUGAUGAGCAGCGUCGACGCCGUUCGCAAUUUGAUCGCGGGACCACAGCUGCUGAACGUGAAGUCGUCUUUGUCCGGACACUUGCCCCAAAGCGCACAUAUGGUGCCUCAAACGGUCUCAGAAGUGCUCCCUGUACUUACCCCGGAGUGAAAUCGUGGUACGAUUCGCCAAUGCCUGAGAAUAUUCCUAAAACUUCCUGAUUGCUUUUCGGAAGAUCGUUCUUCGCUUUCGAAUUGAAUAUGAAAAAGAUCCUUGAAAAUACGGAAAUUGUCCGGCAACGUCAUGGUAUGAAUCGAAUGCCGGACCGCCUCGUGGUUGGGUUCCUUUGACAACCUCCACCU
Messenger RNA from Aspergillus homomorphus CBS 101889, 2175 nucleotides. Its product is annotated as putative meiosis protein MEI2. Lineage: Eukaryota; Fungi; Ascomycota; Eurotiomycetes; Eurotiales; Aspergillaceae. The transcript has 14 exons. The record is from RefSeq and is a predicted model, not a curated record. Bases 1 to 2034 code for a protein of 677 amino acids. Gene Ontology annotation, molecular function: RNA binding.